GAAUCCAUUGAAUGCUGGAUUUGUGCGGUUGUUGAUGUUUUAUUUAAUAUCUUUGCAUGUUCAACAAAUGAAUUGAAUUAUUUUGUUCGAUCUUGCACCAAGAACAAGAUGCUUAUUUCUGAAUCUAAGAAUCUAGAAGGGAAACUGACCGUUGGGGAAUUUGACAAAAACUAUUGCUCCAAUGUGAAAUCUCGAAGAAUUACCGACUUUUUCCAGCCUGUUGAUAAUUCUAAUGCAGAUUUAGUUGAUGUAUUACAACCUAUCAGAUGUACCCGAAGGAAAGCACAUUUUCUUCCCGAUCCUCAAGAACCAGUUUCAGAUUUCGUUAAGAAUAUUUCUGACAAGAGAGAAGAUGAACCAGUUGAACAGGAUAAUUAUCCACUGCCAGUUAUCGAUGAACAAGAAUGUGCUGUAAAGAGCCCCCCAUUAACACCUCACAGAAUUACAUUAUGCACAGAAACAGAAGAUCUGAAACCGGAUGUUAAGAUGGAACUCAAAAGUUUUCAAAAACCCGUCAUAAGGCCUAAGGCCCGAAAAAAAUUGAAUGCUAACAGAUUAAAUAUGGUAGAAGAGAUGGCAAAAAGUGUUGUCAACCGUAAAUUAACAGUAAACAACUUUUUACCUGUAAGAAAAUCUAUUCGCAAAACAAAAACAACUGUUUUAGAAGAAAAACAGAAAAACUUGGAGAAGAUUUUGAGGAACAAUAUAGAAGAGGGUUUGAAAAUAUGCUAUUUUGAUGGAAAGGGAAGGGGUAUUGUGGCUGAUAAACAAUUUAAAAGGGGUGACUUUGUCAUAGAAUACAGUGGCGAUCUCAUAGAAAUCUCUGAAGCUAAGAAAAGAGAAGAAAUGUAUGCUACUGAUCAGAAUGCUGGUUGCUACAUGUAUUAUUUUGAGCAUAAUAAUCACAAAUAUUGUAUUGACGCCACACCUGAAUCAGAUAGGUUGGGAAGAUUAGUGAAUCAUUCCAGGAAUGGUAAUUUGAUGACAAAAACCGUUUCCGUUGAUGGUAAACCUAGAUUAGUCCUUAUUGCUAAAGAGGAUAUUGAAAUUGGACAAGAACUGCUUUAUGAUUACGGAGAUAGAUCUAGAGAAUCACUCAGAUAUCAUCCUUGGUUAGCCUAUUAGUGAUUGUUUUAAUAACUUAUUUAUUGCAAAUUAACAGAAAAUUUAAAUGAGUGGGUUUUAUAAAUUCACGUUUUUUAAAAUGUACAAAUUUGUUGAAUAGUAUUUUUUAAUGAUGUAAUAUAAAAGUAACGUCGUUACUUAACAAGUUCUCAUUUAUAUUUAUUCCGUCUCUAGAGUUCAAGAAAAAACUUGUAAGUGUUUCGAAUUCAUAAAUAUUUCGCAUUUUGAAGCAUUUUCAUUACUUUUGUACUUUUAUCAAUGUUUGAUUUUCCUGUUAGCAACACCCAUAAAACUUUUUGGGAUAUAACAAGUUUACAUUAAAUGUACUGAUGAUUAUUAUUUUAGCUUAGUCAAUUUGAAAUGACAUCUAUUUUAAUACAAAAAUCACUUCCUCCAUAUGAAUUCUAUUAGUUGAAAUUUUAUCACUUAUUUUGCAGUAGCUCUCUUUUAGACUAAUGUAUGAUUACAUCAAAGCAAAGUCUGAAUUUUCGACUGAUUUGUUAAGUUUCUAGAUUAAAUUUUAAAAUGAAGAAAUGUUUCAAAAUGUAAAUUCUUCAAAUAAAAGUCUUUAAAAUU
Harmonia axyridis is the source of this 1701-nucleotide messenger RNA. RefSeq names its product N-lysine methyltransferase KMT5A (gene Set8). The transcript has 6 exons. The coding region runs from base 109 to 1125 and encodes 338 amino acids. Gene Ontology annotation, molecular function: histone H4K20 methyltransferase activity; protein binding. NCBI's taxonomy places the organism in Eukaryota, Metazoa, Arthropoda, Insecta, Coleoptera, Coccinellidae. The record is from RefSeq and is a predicted model, not a curated record.